Rhododendron vialii is the source of this 951-nucleotide messenger RNA. Its product is annotated as protein FAR1-RELATED SEQUENCE 9-like. Gene Ontology annotation, molecular function: zinc ion binding. The coding region runs from base 1 to 951 and encodes 316 amino acids. The record is from RefSeq and is a predicted model, not a curated record. NCBI's taxonomy places the organism in Eukaryota, Viridiplantae, Streptophyta, Magnoliopsida, Ericales, Ericaceae. The transcript has a single exon. Gene Ontology annotation, biological process: regulation of DNA-templated transcription.
AUGUUAUUGAUGAAGGAAAACGAGUUAGAAAGCAACAAAUGGCUUCAAGGGUUGUUUGAUAUUCGUGAAUCAUGGGUACCCGUUUAUAAUCGUGGUACAUUCUUUGCCGGUAUGAAUACUACCGAACGUAGUGAGGGUAUCAACUCAUUUUUUGAUGGUUUUGUAACUCACACGUCAAAUCUCAAAGAAUUUGUGGUGAUGUAUGAGAAAGCCUUAAAUAGGAUUGUGAAAAGGGAAAAUGAUGAAGAUUUUGAGUCCAAACAUAAGUUUCGGAUUGUUAAUGAUCAUGAAUUUUUGUUGAAGCAUGUGGGAAAAAUGUAUACUAGAAAUGUCUUCAACAAGUUCAAGGAAUCAUGGAGUAAAGUCUUUUACUACAAAGUUGAAAAUGUGAGAAAUGGCAAUGGUUUUCAAUAUUUCGUAGUGAAGUCAAAAGAUGAUGAACUUGAAAAGUUUGAGGUGACAUUGGAUUCGCAAACCUAUGAGGGUAAGUGUGAAUGCCAACAGUUUGAGUUUGUUGGGAUAUUGUGUGUGCAUAUUUUGAAAGUAUUUGUCCGACUAGACAUUGAUGAAAUACCAGAACAUUUUAUUCUUCCACAAUGGAAGCAAAAGGCCAACAAAUUUAGGAUAAUUGAUUCCCAAGGAUUGGUGCAUGACGACGGCAAAGAAGAAUCUGAGGCGUUAAGACUGAGCCAUAUGUGUCAAGAAGCUACGAAAUUGGCUUGUUUGGCCGCCCCAUCAAAUGAGGCAUACACAAUUUUUAUUGAAGGUAUGAAUGAUUUAUUUGAGAAGAUCCAAAAAGUUUCUAAGGUGUCUCCAAUUGAAAUUUGUGUUGGCAAAGAUAACGAGAAAUCUAUCAAGCCGUCGCGGGCUAAGAUAUUGCUUUUGGAUCCGAACAUCUCACAAUGCAAGGGUAGGAAAAAGGAUGUCAAGGGCAAAGCUGCUACUACAUAG